AAACUGCAAAAGGGUUCAGGGUUUAAACCUGACCACCGCGCACCACCAAAACCCUAGAACCACCACCGCCACAACCGCCAUGCCGCGCUUCCCGCGCUUCGCCACCACACGCCUCCUCUACUCCCUCCACGCCUCCAAAACGACGCCGUCCCCUUCCCCUUCCUCCUCCUCGCUCCUCCUCGGCUCGUUCCACCUCCGCCAAUUCUCCGCCGGCAACAGCCUCGCGCGCGCCAAGGACGACAAGGACGUAUGGUGGACGGAGGUCAUGGCGAAGCUCCGCAACAUCGGAAUCUCGGCGCAUAUCGACUCCGGCAAGACGACUCUCACCGAGAGGAUUCUAUACUACACCGGAAAGAUCCACGAGAUUCACGAGGUCCGGGGACGCGACGGCGUCGGCGCUAAAAUGGACUCCAUGGAUUUGGAGCGGGAGAAGGGAAUUACCAUUCAGUCUGCGGCGACUUACUGUACUUGGAAUGGUUAUCAGAUUAACAUAAUUGACACCCCUGGUCACGUUGAUUUCACCAUUGAGGUUGAGAGAGCUUUGCGUGUUCUUGAUGGAGCCAUCCUUGUCCUUUGUAGCGUUGGUGGUGUACAGAGUCAGUCAAUUACUGUUGAUCGGCAAAUGAAAAGAUAUGAGGUUCCAAGAAUAGCAUUUAUAAACAAACUUGAUCGAAUGGGAGCAGAUCCAUGGAAAGUUUUGAAUCAGAUGAGGUCGAAGCUCCGGCAUCAUGCUGCUGCAUUGCAACUUCCUAUUGGGUUGGAAGAUGAUUUUAAGGGUCUCAUUGAUCUUGUGCAGUUAAAAGCGUUGUAUUUUCACGGGUCUAGCGGUCAGGAAAUUGUCAUUGAAGAUAUUCCUUCUGAUAUGGAGGUGUUAGUCGCAGAAAAAAGGCGUGAGCUAAUUGAAAUUGUAUCCGAAGUUGAUGACCAACUUGCUGAAGCAUUUCUUGAAGAUGUGCCUAUUACAUCUACUGAUCUGGAGGAAGCUAUACGAAGGGCUACCAUUGCAAGGAAAUUUAUACCUGUGUUCAUGGGCAGUGCAUUUAAAAACAAGGGUGUACAACCACUUUUGAAUGGCGUACUUGGUUAUUUGCCUUGUCCAACUGAAGUCAGUAACUAUGCUCUUGACCAGACUAAGGAUGAAGAGAAGGUUAUAUUAGGUGGAACUCCAGAUGGACCUCUUGUAGCAUUAGCCUUUAAAUUGGAGGAAGGGCGUUUUGGUCAGUUAACCUUUCUAAGAAUCUAUGAAGGUGUUAUACGGAAGGGUGAUUUCAUUUUUAACAUUAACACUGGCAAGAAGCUUAAGGUUCCUCGCUUGGUCCGGAUGCAUUCCGAUGAGAUGGAGGAUAUUCAAGAGGCGCAUGCUGGGCAAAUAGUUGCUGUAUUUGGUGUGGAUUGUGCAUCAGGAGAUACAUUUACUGAUGGUUCAGUUAAAUAUACCAUGACUUCUAUGAAUGUCCCUGAGCCAGUGAUGUCAUUAGCAGUUCAGCCAGUUUCAAAAGAUUCAGGAGGCCAAUUUUCAAAGGCUUUAAAUCGUUUUCAGAAAGAAGAUCCUACCUUCCGAGUUGGCUUGGACCGUGAGAGUGGACAGACAAUCAUAUCGGGAAUGGGAGAGCUGCAUUUGGAAGUUUAUGUUGAACGCAUUCGGAGAGAAUAUAAGGUUGAUGCAACUGUUGGAAAGCCUCGUGUAAACUUCAGAGAGACUGUUACUCAACGUGCCGACUUUGAUUAUUUACAUAAAAAGCAAUCUGGAGGACAGGGUCAAUAUGGGCGAGUAACUGGAUUUAUCGAACCACUGCCUGCAGGAUCAAUCACAAAGUUUGAAUUUGAAAACAGUAUUGUGGGACAAGCUAUACCAUCAAAUUUUAUCCCAGCCAUUGAGAAGGGUUUCAAAGAAGCAGCCAAUUCGGGCUCAUUAAUUGGCCAUCCAGUUGAAAAUGUUCGCAUUGUUUUAACUGAUGGUGCUUCCCAUGCUGUGGAUUCUAGUGAACUUGCCUUCAAAUUAGCUGCAAUAUAUGCCUUUAGAAAGUGCUAUACGGUAGCAAAGCCGGUGAUACUGGAGCCUGUUAUGUUGGUGGAGUUGAAAGUACCUACAGAAUUUCAGGGUACUGUUGCUGGUGAUAUUAACAAGAGGAAAGGUGUUAUUAUUGGAAACGAUCAGGAGGGGGAUGACUCUGUUAUUACAGCCCAAGUCCCUUUGAACAAUAUGUUUGGCUAUUCCACAUCUCUUCGAUCGAUGACACAGGGAAAAGGUGAAUUCACAAUGGAGUACAAAGAGCAUUCUCCCGUUUCUCAUGAUGUGCAGGCGCAGUUAGUAAACAACUACAAGGGACCUAAUGCCACUGAAUAGUCUGGCUAUAUGCUUCGUCAAAAGCAUUGCUCUUUUUUGUCUCGCCUGAUUCUAAUGUAUUUGUCAUAUCAUAUUCUUCUGGACUUCACGGUUGUUAAAUUCUUCAUAGGAAGAAGGGUCAUGUAUUUAACAUGAUCUAUAAUUUUGAAAAGCGCCAAUAAAGUCUAAU
Messenger RNA from Fragaria vesca subsp. vesca, 2516 nucleotides. Its product is annotated as elongation factor G, mitochondrial-like. NCBI's taxonomy places the organism in Eukaryota, Viridiplantae, Streptophyta, Magnoliopsida, Rosales, Rosaceae. The transcript is spliced from 20 exons. Gene Ontology annotation, biological process: mitochondrial translational elongation. Gene Ontology annotation, cellular component: mitochondrion. The coding region runs from base 80 to 2347 and encodes 755 amino acids. Gene Ontology annotation, molecular function: GTP binding; translation elongation factor activity; GTPase activity. The record is from RefSeq and is a predicted model, not a curated record.